This is a messenger RNA of Vanessa atalanta (red admiral), 1101 nucleotides long. RefSeq lists its product as uncharacterized. Bases 219 to 1046 code for a protein of 275 amino acids. The record is from RefSeq and is a predicted model, not a curated record. The transcript is spliced from 5 exons. Lineage: Eukaryota; Metazoa; Arthropoda; Insecta; Lepidoptera; Nymphalidae.
GAAACUACCUUCUGCGUCGCGUUACAACUUUCAACAAACAUUUGUAUUUGGUACACAUCUGCUUUAAACUAAGUGCUCUCUUCUAGAAGUGUUAGCUGAUUAAAAUGUCUUCAUAAUAAUAUUGCUCAGUCAGAGAUUUGUGCACGAAUAAUGAGUGUAUGCUUUUGUCCAGGGUGACAGAGUGCGAAAGUUUUUUGUAAGACAAAAACUUUAUCAAAAUGCUGUGCCACUUUUUGGUCAUUGUAUCAGUAUUAGUGUCAGUGGCAGGUCACGGUAGAGUGUUAGAGCCACCAUCCAGAGCGUCAAUGUGGCGUUUUGGUUUCCACACUAAGCCGAAUUACGACGAUGACGGACUGAACUGUGGAGGAUUCUAUCGUCAAUAUAAUAUUAAUCAUGGCAAAUGCGGUAUUUGCGGUGAUCCUUACGACAUGAAGAAACCGAGAACUCACGAAAUCGGCGGCGCAUAUGGACAGGGUAUAAUCGUGGCUCAGUUCAGAGCUGGUCAAGUGUUCACAGCAACAGUUGAAAUAACUGCAUUUCACCGCGGAUACUGGUACUUCAAGAUCUGUCCUUAUUCUGAAAGGAGUGACCAAUCAUGUUUCGACAAAUAUCCAGUAGAACUUAAAAAUGGAGGAUUCAAGUAUUAUCCACCGAAAUCAGGAACACAUAAAGUCGAUUAUCGCCUCCCUGAGGGAUUGUUUUGCGAUCAUUGUGUACUUCAAUGGAGAUAUGUUGCUGGUAACAACUGGGGUUCCUGUGGCAACGGGACAGGAGCACUGGGCUGUGGAAACCAGGAAACAUUUGGCGCAUGUUCAGAUAUAUCUAUCAGUGCACCGAAUUAUAUCCAAAAUGGACGAUUUCCGGUCCAUCUGGCGUAUUUAAAUGAUGUUGAUAAGGGUCUGCUUGAUUUACUUCGAAAAAUAACGCCAAGACCCAUCAAAAAGAAAACUGCCGUAACUAAUAAACAUAAGAAAAAUCAUCGAAAACCUAGAAAUAAAGAGACAAAACACUCGAAACGGAAAAAGUUCUGGCAGACUGAGGCGUGAAUCAAAUGUGCCAAUAAAGGACGCUCCACAAACACAUAGUUAUCAUUUUAUUUAA